UCGAAAAAAGUAAGACUGUUUAAUUGAUAUCAGAUAAUUAAUAAAUUGUUUGUUUCAUUACAGAGAAAGUAUUUGGUCUUAUUUUACGAACAAUAGCUCUUCGAAUCUUCAUAUUGCUUUGUCAAUGAGUCCAGCAGAUGAUAUUUUCAAGAUGCGUUGUCGAGAUUAUCUUGGAAUUAUUAAAUGUACAACAAUUGAUUGGAUGUGUUCUUGGCCUCAACAAGCGCUUUACGCAGUUGCAAAUGUUCUAUUGAAAAAUGACGAAUGUAUUUCUGCAGAGCAUCGUGACAAAAUUGUUCUGCAUACAGUCAGUGUACACGUUGGUGUUGAAGUAUAUACUUUGGACUUAUUCAGAAAAUAUCGAAGAAAUAAUUACGUUACGCCAAAGCAUUUUGUCGAUUUUAUUAACACGUUUCUAGAACUUUCAACGAAAAAGAAAAAAUAUGUUAAUUUUCAAUGUAAUCGGUUCUCAGCUGGCUUGAAAAGAAUUACUGAAUUUUCAGAGAAUCUUGUUAAAUUAAAUGAUACAUUAUCAGUUCAAAGUACCGAAGUAAUCGAACUAACAAAAGAAUGCGACGCAUUGGUAACUUCGAUUGGAAAAUUAGAACAAAUAAUCUUACAAACAAAAGAAACCAAUUUGAGAAAAAAAGAUGAACUUACAGAGAAACACAAAAUUACAGCCAAAGAACCCAUAGAAAGUAAAGAAGUUUUUGCCGAUGUAUUGCUCGAACUAGAUACUACGAAAAAAGCAUUGAACACUUUAACAAAUAGUGAUGUGGCUGAGUUUAAAUCAUUUCCAACACCUCCACAAUCUGUUCAAAUAGUCGGCGAAUGCCUUGCAAUAAUAAAAGGAUCGAAAGAAAUUUCAUGGGAAAGUUUUCAAAAUUUAGUUAGUGAUCCAAACUUUCUUGAAUCUCUUCAGGACUUAGAUGCCAAUGAAAUGACGAAACAGCAUCAGUUGAUAAAAACAUGUUUGAAAAAAUGUGAUGAACUAGAUCAGUUGAAAUCAAUAAGCAGAGCAGGUUUUGUUUUUUAUAAAUUUGUUCUUGCUGUGUUACAUUAUAGUGAAGUUUAUCAACACGAACAAGAAAAAUCAGAACGGAUACAAAAGUUUAAAAUUGAAUCAGAGUACAUCCGUAGCCUAUUAAGAAAAGAAGAAAAUGAAUUGGAAGAAUUAGAAAAACAAUUGGCAGAAUUAAACGUAAAAUAUGAGGCUACGUUGAUUAAAAAACAUGAAUUGCAAGAAGAAAUCGAUGUUUCUCAAAGAAAUUUGAGUCUUGCCGACAAAAUAGUAAAUACGCUUUCCUCUGAAAGCGAUAGAUGGGAAAAAGAACUAAAGUGUUUACAAGAUGACUACGAAUCCAUUAUCGGUAAUUGUUUAUUGUCUUCUGGGUUUUUAAUAUACUGUGGGCCUUUUCCUGGUGAAUUUAGAAAUAAAAUGGUCUAUAAUGAUUGGCUUAAGAGCAUCACAGAAAAAAAUAUUCCAUUAUCUAAGAUUUUCCGAUUGGAAAACCAACUGAGUAAUGACGUGGAAAUGCGAGAAUGGAAUUCUCAGGGGCUGCCACAGGAUGAAUUUUCUACUCAAAACGGAAUUUUGACAAUGUACUCAACAAAGUUCGCUCUUUGUAUUGACCCUCAUAAUCAAGCACUCAAUUGGCUUAAAAAAAAAGAAAAGAAAAAUUUAAAAAUUGUUUCAUUUUAUGAUAAAAAAUACAUUAAAGACCUGGAAUUAGCUCUCGAAAACGGGUAUCCAAUUAUUUUUCAAGACGUUGAUUACUUCGAUUAUAUUUUAGAGAAUGUUGUAGAGAAAAAUAUACAAAAAGUAAAUGGCAGAUCAUUUGUAAUCGUGGGAGAUAAAAAAAUAGAAUACAACGUGAAUUUUCGAAUAUACUUUAUGACAAAAAUUUCCAAUCCUAACUUUGAUCCUGCAAUCUACUCGAAGGCAACUGUUAUAAAUUUUAUGCUCACUAUGGUAGGGCUUGAAAAUCAACUCCUCUCAAUUGUCGUACAAUCAGAAAAAAAAGAUGUUGAAGAAAAGAAGGAUAAAUUAAUAGCUGAUACUGGUGAAAAUAAGGACUUGAUUCAAAAACUAGAAGAUACUAUUUUACAAGAAAUAUCGACUAGUAAAGACAAUUUAUUAGAUAAUAUUAAUUUAUUGGAAACUAUGGAAAAUUUCAAGUCUAUUACCAAUGAAGCGGUAAAUGAAAUCGAUCAAGACAAUGCUGCAGCAGCAGAUGUCAAUAGACUUAGAAAUAACUACCGCCCAGUUGCAACGAGAGGUGCAAUACUAUUUUUUGUACUUGUUGAUCUAGCUACUAUAAAUCCUAUGUAUCAAUAUUCAUUUUCAAGCUAUCUUAAAGUAUUUAUACAUUCAUUAAGACACGCACCAUUCAAUUCAUCAUUUUCUGAACGUUUAGAAAAUAUCAUUCAAACUCUCACCACAAAUAUUUUUGAUUAUGGAUGUAUGGGUAGUUUCGAGAAGCAUAAAAUUUUACUUUCUUUCCAUAUUGCUACUAAAAUUGAACUAAGUAGUGGUAAAAUCAGCCAAGAAGAAUUGGAUUUUUUUAUCAAAAGAAACGUUACUGUCAACAAUUCUUCGGAAAAUCCGAUUUGUUGGCUUCCUCCAUCUGGAUUGGAAGAUAUUCUUACGCUUUCAGCAGAGUUUACAGAAUUUUCUGAUUUAUAUAAUGAACUACAAGUUCACUCAGACGAUUGGUAUGAGUGGUUUCAAUCAGAUACUCCUGAAUUAAUCCCGUGCCCUGGUCAAUAUUCCAAAAAAUUGAGUGCAUUUCAAAAACUUAUGUUACUAAAAUGUUUCCGAGUUGAUCGAAUUCGUUGUGGAAUGAUUAAUUACAUAAGUGGAUGUUUGGGAGAGAAAUUUAUUACUCCUCGCAUUUUAAGUUUUAAUAUGAUUUAUGAACAAAGUGAUUCAACCAUUCCUGUUAUCUUCAUUCUCAGUCCAGGAACAGAACCAACAUCAGAACUUAACAAAUUCGCAGGAUUGUAUGGGUUUAGGGCUGGGAAAUUUCAAAAUCUUUUUUUGGGUCAAGGACAAGAAGAAAAAGCUGUUGGAUUGCUAGAAACUGCAAUGACUAGAGGACAAUGGUUAGUUUUGCAAAACUGUCAUUUAUCGUUAGAAUUUGUUCGAAGACUUGAAGAAAAAAUUGAUACUUUUACGAAACCGCAUCCUGAUUUUCGUUUAUGGUUAACAACCGAAUUAUCGAAAAAUUUCCCCAUUGGAAUUCUACAGCGAUCAUUAAAAGUUGUUUCCGAGUCACCAAGUGGAUUGAAAAUGAAUUUGAAGAAUACUUACAUAAAAAUGGAGGACGAAAAUCUGGAGAAUUGUAAUCAUCCAAAUUAUAAACAUCUUGUUUAUGUUCUUGCAUUUUUUCAUGCAAUUAUUCAGGAAAGAAAGAAGUAUGGCAGAAUCGGUUGGACUUUGGAUUAUGAUUUCAGCGAUUCAGAUUUGGCUUUUUCCAUUUCAACUCUCAACACAUAUUUGAGUAAAUUAUCCCCUACUAAUAAUUUCCCCUGGAAUAGCGUUAAAUAUAUGAUAGGUGAAGUGAUUUAUGGGGGGAAAGUAAUUGACAGCUAUGAUCGUCGACUAUUUGGAGUGUACAUGGAUGAAUACUUUGGUGAUUUUUUAUUCGAUGCUUCUCAUCCCUUCCAUUUUUACAAGAAUAAUGAUACUGUAUACGUUAUUCCAUCGAUCGGUAAUAAGAACGAUUACAUAGAAUUUAUUGAAAAUUUAUCUCCGGGUGAUUCUCCUCAAAUUUUUGGCCUGAACUCAAAUGCAGAAAUCGAUUAUUUUGUUCAAAGUAUGACAGAUAUGCUGACUAAUUUAAAUGAUAUGCAACCCCAACGAUCUGAUAGUCCAUCGAAAAGUAAUCGAGAAGAACUUGUAGAUAAUAUGGCUACUGAUCUUUUGACUAAAAUUCCACCGGAGUAUAAUAUGACAAAAGUAAGGAAUAAUUUUGGUCUCGCUGUUACCCCAUUAGUAAUCGUUUUAUUUCAAGAAUUAGAAAUAUUCAAUAAAUUAAUUAAGAAAAUGAACACAACUCUAACACAGCUUAAGAAAUCUAUAGCUGGAGAAAUAAAUGUUGAUAAAACAUUGGAAAGUCUAUUGGAUUCUCUGUAUAAUGGUGUUGUACCAAAAGAAUGGGCAUCUUUAGCUCCAGUGACGCAAAAAACUCUCGCAAGAUGGAUAAGUCAUAUAAAUAAAAGAACGGAUCAAUAUACUGAUUGGUCAGGAAGCAAUGAGCCAAUAGUCUUAUGGUUAUCUGGACUAAACAACCCUAAAUCAUAUCUAGCAGCAUUUUUCCAAAUGACAUGUAGAAAGAAUAAUUGGCCAUUAGAUAAAUCGUGUAUUUAUACUCAAGUAUCGAAAUUUUCGAGAGUUGACGAAGUCGAAGAAAGACUCCAUCAGGGUUGCUAUGUACAUGGUCUUUAUUUAGAGGGAGCCAGAUGGGAUGUGAAACAACAGUGUUUGAAGAAGUCAUACCCAAAAGUGAAAUUUGAUGAACUUCCGGUGUUAUCUAUUAUUACUAAAGAGUCUCAUCAUCUAACUUUAGAGCAUACUGUGAAAACUCCUGUUUAUGUAACAUCUGAUCGCCAAAAUGCUAUGGGAGAAGGAUUGGUUUUUGAAGCUGAUCUUAGAACAGCUGAUCACAAAUCUUUAUGGAUCUUACAAGGUCUCUGCUUGCUUUUAAACGUAGAUUAAUUUUCUGCUUUUGACCAGUUCAGCAUAUAUAUGGCAGGUGUGGGUCACUUCCGUAUCCGACGAUUAUCAGAGGCAUUGUCACGGGACUUGAUUAUAGUCUCUAAUUCGAAAAAUGAUUGGUCUGAAGGAAAAACCGUACAAUUUUUUUAACUGCAUACACGUAUC
Microplitis mediator is the source of this 4885-nucleotide messenger RNA. Its product is annotated as dynein axonemal heavy chain 10-like. NCBI's taxonomy places the organism in Eukaryota, Metazoa, Arthropoda, Insecta, Hymenoptera, Braconidae. Gene Ontology annotation, cellular component: dynein complex. Gene Ontology annotation, biological process: microtubule-based movement. The transcript has 11 exons. Gene Ontology annotation, molecular function: dynein light intermediate chain binding; dynein intermediate chain binding; minus-end-directed microtubule motor activity. The record is from RefSeq and is a predicted model, not a curated record. Bases 125 to 4720 code for a protein of 1531 amino acids.